Molecule: messenger RNA, 1041 nt
Organism: Vicia faba (fava bean)
Lineage: Eukaryota; Viridiplantae; Streptophyta; Magnoliopsida; Fabales; Fabaceae
Source: the annotation of a GenBank genome assembly
AUGAGUCUGAGUAUGAGCUACUGCUGCUGCAGCAGUUAUGGUCUUCCACGGCUUCAAUCUUGCAAAAUCGCUAACUCUAAUCUCCACCCGACUCAUACCCCUCACGACACCAACAAUCUCACAAAACCUAUUCAACAUGAAAAUUGUCUUGCCUCCAAGUCAAAGAUUAAUGGCAAUACUGUUAUCCCAUUCAUUGCUGGAAUUACAGCGCCACAAUUGGUUGCUCCACUCACCGCCAAAGCUGAAAUGGCUGCUUCUGUGUUUUCUCUAGCGGAUGGAACCCUUGGUGACUGGUUUGGAGGCAUUCUAUUUUCAGCAGGACAGCAGGCCAAUGAAGCAGUUUUGGACCAACUAUCCUCCCUAAGUUUCACUAGUUUCGCUGUCAUUUAUGGGGCAGGCCUUCUAACUAGCCUUUCUCCCUGUACACUUAGUGUCUUACCGCUCACUCUCGGUUACAUUGGUGCAUUUGGUUCUGGUAAAAGCAGGGGACAGGCUAUUGGAGAUUCCAUUGCAUUUUCUUUGGGUCUUGCAACCACAUUAGCGCUACUGGGUGUAGGAGCAUCAUUUGCAGGAAAGGCUUAUGGACAGAUUGGCCAAGGAUUACCUUUGGGUGCUUCUGGUUUGGCUGUAAUUAUGGGUCUGAACCUUCUUGAGAUCAUUGAAUUACAGCUCCCCUCAUUCUUCGACAGCUUUGAUCCACGUUCAGUGGCUGCCAAUUUUCCAUCAAGUGUGCAAGCAUAUUUGGCUGGGCUUACAUUUGCAUUAGCUGCCUCACCCUGCAGUACACCUGUUCUGGCUACCCUUCUGGGAUAUGUCGCUGCAUCCAAGAAUCCAGUGAUUGGAGGCAGCUUGCUUUUGACAUACACAACAGGAUACAUUUCUCCCUUACUUUUGGCUGCUUCUUUUGCUGGCGCCUUACAGAGUUUACUAUCAUUUCGCAAGUACUCAGCAUGGAUCAAUCCUGUAAGCGGAGCAAUGCUGUUAGGAGGUGGUGUAUAUACCUUCUUGGAUAGGCUCUUCCCAGCCACAAUGGCAAUGUAG